This is a messenger RNA of Geodia barretti, 503 nucleotides long. The record is from the annotation of a GenBank genome assembly. Lineage: Eukaryota; Metazoa; Porifera; Demospongiae; Tetractinellida; Geodiidae.
ACUGUUGAUGGUGGGGUGACCCAGACUAUCAGCCAUCAUGACGGCAGAGAUGUCUUCACUGCCAUCAUAACUGGACUGGAUUACAACACUAGAUAUACUGUGAAUGUGAGUGCCAUCAACUCUUGUGGUCUCUCGAGUCAAUCUGCCACUACAGAGGUUUUCAUAUCUGAGGCUAAAUAUCUUCCACAAGCUACCCCCUGUUCCAAUGUUACCCGUGUACUUGGAAUAGUGAAGGAGAGAAGUCUGCCAAUUAUACUUGCAGUGGCCAUUAGCACCACAAUCACAUGUGUGGUGUCCUUUCCCGUGGGUGUGGUAGUUGGUUGCUGUGGCACGUGGUGCAAAAUGAAACGGGGAAAAGGAGGCAGAGGAGAUAUGAGAGAAUUGGGUGCUAUAUAUGAAGAGCCAGCUCUGCGAACUGUCAUUCCUCUCUCUGAGAACCAGGCAUAUGGCCAGGUGUCUACCAGGAACAAACAUUGACUACUACACACUAUGUAUCCAACAAA